CUAGCUUCGUGUUUAUCUAACUUGUUUCUCUUUUUCGUCUGCUCUUAAAGCUAAAUUGUUUUCAGGUGUGAACUCAACUCAAACCGCUCACAAGAUGUCGGAGAAGAAGAUGUCAUCCAGUCGCAAACAUCACCUCAAGAGUGUGAUGCUGGCUGUUGCUAAAGGUAUCUUGGAGGAGGAGUCGAGGGAGCGUGAGGCGGAGAGAGUGCGGUACAUGGCUCAGUGCUGCCCCCCUCUGGAUCUACCCACCAACAUGCAAGAGCUGCAGGAGUGUUGUCGUGAGCUCCAUCACAAAAUCGACGUCAUCGAUGAGGAACGCUACGACCUGGAGGUGAAGGCCAACAAAAGUAACAAGGAGAUUGAAGAUCUGAAAAUUAAAGUUCAAGACUUGAUGGGCAAGUUCAGGAAGCCCACCCUGAAGAAGGUGCGCAUGUCUGCGGACGCCAUGUUGAAAGCUCUGCUGGGCUCCAAGCACACCGUCAACUUGGACCUGAGGGCCAACCUCAAGCAGGUCAAGAAGGAAGUCAAAGAUGAGGACAAGGAGCUGCGGGAUGUUGGGGACUGGCGUAAAAACAUCGAGGACAAGUCGGGAAUGGACGGCAGGAAGAAAAUGUUUGAGAACGAGGCUUGAAAUAUAUUUUUUGUUUUGGUCCAACUUUCUUCUUUGAUUGAAGCACACAGGUGGCAGGUGUGGUAAUAAGUGUUGAAUGAAACUUUUAUAGCGCAUACAUGGUCAAGAACACUAUUGACUUUUAACUAUACCACCAUGCGUAGGCAGAGCCCCCUAAAAAAAUGUCUUUCCCCCGCAAUUUGAAAUUUGAAAGUUGAAAAAGUACAUUUUAAUAUACUCACAAAUGUAAUAAACAGUGAAACCCCCA
Messenger RNA from Nerophis ophidion (straightnose pipefish), 878 nucleotides. RefSeq names its product troponin I, fast skeletal muscle-like. The transcript is spliced from 7 exons. The record is from RefSeq and is a predicted model, not a curated record. Bases 95 to 631 code for a protein of 178 amino acids. Gene Ontology annotation, cellular component: troponin complex. Lineage: Eukaryota; Metazoa; Chordata; Actinopteri; Syngnathiformes; Syngnathidae. Gene Ontology annotation, biological process: muscle contraction.